AUGAAGAUCACGCUGCACUUUCUGAGGAAACUGAAGCAGGAGAGGCUGGCUGACUGUUUGCAGAGCAGUAAGAUGUUCUACACUCACUUUUCUCCCAAUUUCAUUAACUUCACACUCACUCUCAAGUCUUAUCUGAAGAAACAAUUCAACUGUGUGUUUGAAGGACUUCCUCAAGCAGGAAGCUCAGUCUCUCUAAAGGAGAUUUACACAGAUCUCUACAUCACAGAGGAGGGGAGUGGAGAGAUCCAGGAGGAACAUGAGGUUCGACAGAUUGAAACCGCAUCCUGGAAACCAGUCAGACCAGAUACAAUGAUCAGACCAGAAGACAUCUUUCAAACUUCACCUCGAGGAGAAAAACCAAUCAGGACAGUUCUUACAAAGGGAGUGGCCGGCAUUGGGAAAACCUUCCUCACAAAGAAGUUCACUCUGGACUGGGCUGAAGACAGAGCCAACCCCGACACACAGUUCACAUUUCCAUUCACCUUCAGAGAGCUGAAUGUGCUGAAGGAGAAGAAGUACAGCUUGGUGGAACUCAUCCAUCACUUCUUCACUGACACCAAAGAAGCAGGAGUCUGCAGGUUUGAAGAGUUCCAGGUCGUCUUCAUCUUGGACGGUCUGGACGAGUGUCGACUUCCUCUGGACUUCCACAACACAGAGAUCCUGACCGACAUCACCGCGUUCACCUCAGUAGACGUGCUGCUGACCAACCUCAUCAGGGGGAAGCUGCUGCCCUCUGCUCGCCUCUGGAUAACCACACGACCUGCGGCAGCCAAUCAGAUCCCUCCUGAGUGUGUGGACAGGGUGACAGAGGUCAGAGGGUUCACUGACCCUCAGAAGGAGGAGUACUUCAGGAAGAGGUUCGGCGAUGAAGAACAGGCCAACAUGAUCAUCUCUCACAUCCAGACGUCACGGAGCCUCCACAUCAUGUGCCACAUCCCGGUCUUCUGCUGGAUCACUGCUACAGUUUUGAAGGACAUGUUGAACACCAGAGAGGGGGGGGAGCUGCCCAAGACCCUGACUGAGAUGUACAUCCACUUCCUGGUGGUUCAGUCCAAACUGAAGACGCUCAAGUAUGAUGGAAAAACUCAACAAGAUCCACUUUGGAAUUCACGUAGUAAAAAGAUGAUUAAUUCUCUGGGGAAGCUGGCGUUUGAGCAGCUGCAGAAAGGAAACCUGAUCUUCUAUGAAUCCGACCUGAGAGAGAGUGGCAUCAAUAUCAGAGCCUCCUCCGUUUACUCAGGAGUGUUCACACAGAUCUUUAAGGAGGAGAGAGGCCUGUACCAGAACAAGGUGUUCUGCUUCAUCCAUCUGAGUGUUCAGGAGUUUCUGGCUGCUCUUUACUUCUAUCAGACCUUCACCAACUCUGGUGUCAAUCUCCUGUCACAGGAACUGUUGCCAAAAAAAACAAAAAACAAAGGGACACUAAAACAUCUAUACUUGAGUGCAGUGGACAAGGCUCUACAGAGUCCUAAUGGACACCUGGACUUGUUCCUCCGUUUCCUCCUGGGUCUUUCCCUGGAGACCAAUCAAAGUCUUCUUCGAGGCCUGCUGACCCAGACAAGAAGAAGCUCAGAGACCAAUCAGGAAUCAGUCGAGUACAUCAAGAAGAAGAUCAGUGAGAAUCUGUCUCCAGAGAGAAGCAUCAACCUGUUCCACUGUCUGAAUGAACUGAAGGAUAAUUCUCUGGUGGAGGAGAUCCAACAGUCCCUGAGAUCAGGAUGUCUCUCCACAGAAAAACUGUCUCCUGCUCAGUGGUCGGCUCUGGUCUUCGUUUUACUGUCAUCAGGAAAAGAUCUGGAUGUGUUUGACCUGAAGAAAUACUCUGGUUCAGAGGAGGCUCUACUGAGGCUGCUGCCGGUGGUCAAGGUCUCCAUAAAAGCUCAGCUGAGUGGAUGUGAACUCUCAGAGAGAAGCUGUGAAGCUCUGUGCUCAGUCCUCAGCUCUCAGUCCUCCAGUCUGACAGAUCUGGACCUGAGUAACAACCACCUGCAGGACUCAGGAGUGAAGCUGCUGUCAGCUGGACUCAGGAGUUCAGACUGUAAACUGGAGACUCUCAGGUUGAAUCAAACUGGGCUCACACAGAGAUGUUGCAAGGACUUGUCCUCAGUCCUCAGCUCUCAGUCGUCCAGUCUGACGGAUCUGGACCUGAGUAGCAACCACCUGCAGGACUCAGGAGUGAAGCUGCUGUCAGCUGGACUCAGGAGUUCAGACUGUAAACUGGAGACUCUCAGGCUGAGUGGAUGUGAACUCUCAGAGAGAAGCUGUGAAGCUCUGUCCUCAGUCCUCAGCUCUCAGUCUUCCAGUCUGACGGAUCUGGACCUGAGUAACAACGACCUGCAGGACUCAGGAGUGAAGCUGCUGUCAGCUGGACUCAGGAGUUCAGACUGUAAACUGGAGACUCUCAGGUUGAGUCAAACCAGGCUGACGGAGGACUGCUGUGAAGCUCUGUCCUCAGUCCUCAGCUCUCAGUCCUCCAGUCUGACGGAUCUGGACCUGAGUAAGAACGACCUGCAGGACUCAGGAGUGAAGCUGCUGUCAGCUGGACUCAGGAGUGAAGACUGUAAACUGGAGACUCUCAGGCUCUCAGGAUGUAUGGUCACAGAGGCAGGUUGUGUCUCUCUGGUCUCAGCUCUGUCCUCUAACCCGUCUCACCUGAGGGAUCUGGACCUGAGCUACAAUCAUCCAGGAGCCUCAGUGGAGCUGCUCUCUGCUGGACUAGAUCCUCUGUUGGAUCAUGGUGGAGAGCAGAGGCUGAAACCUGGUCUGAGGAAAUACGCCUUCGAUCUCACUAUCAACACACACACAGUUCACAGAAAACUCAAAGUGUCUGACGACAACCGGACGAUGACGUCAGUGACGGAGAAGCUGCCGUAUCCUGAUCACCCGGAGAGAUUUGACUCGUGGCCUCAGCUGCUGUGUAACAGUGCUCUGAUUGGUCGGUGUUACUGGGAGGUGGAGUGGAAGGGGAGAGUGAACAUUGCAGUGACCUACAGAGGGAUCAAAAGGAAAGGGGAAGGAAUCGACUCCUGGUUCGGACGAAACAAUCAGUCCUGGAGUCUGAUAUGCUCCGAUGUUGACGGUUACUCAGUGUGGCACCAUCAGAGACGACAGGCCUGUCCUCAGCCGUCCUCGUCCUCCGUCUCUCACAGAGUCGCAGUGUAUGUGGACUGUCCCUCUGGAAUGCUUUCCUUCUUCAGCGUCUCCUCCGGGAUGUUGCUCCACCUCCACACCUUCUACACCACUUUCACCGAACCCGUCUACCCCGGGUUUGGGUUUGCGUACGAGUGGCCGGGUUCAUCAGUGACCCUGUGUUCACUGUAGGAUGCUAAUAAUCAACAUUAUACACAAACACACACAAAAUGAUUCUCACAGCAACUAACCACAUUUUAUAAAUCUGACUAACAACAAGUAAGUUCUUAAUUAUACGAUUAUUGUAAAAAAAAUUCUCAUUACAGAUGUCCUUUUAAAAACUUUAGCUUUUUAUAAACUCUUAAUAAAAACUGGACGACAGGACGGCUCCCAAAAGUGAAACCAAAUAGUCUUGAUCGCCCCCUAGUGGCUGGCUGCAGUAUAAACCCCUCUUCCUCCAUGUUAGUGGAUGGGACAUGGACCAAACAAAAAAAUCUAAGUAGACGUUAAAUAAUGUUUGUCAAUGAUGUUUCUGUCAUUUCAGGUCGUUCUUAUCGCUCUGAUGUUUGUUCAUGUUUCCAAUCAGUUUGGAUUGAUUAGUUAUUUGAUGAUAUAAAAACAAGCUGACACGUCAUGAUUGACAGCUGACACUGAAGAUCACUACUGCACAUACUGUGACUGCAAAUGACAUCAUCAUCACAAAAUGACAGCGUUUGUAUCUGAGAUAUUUUGGCUUCAUUCCUGGAGGUGGAGUCG
Molecule: messenger RNA, 3885 nt
Organism: Pleuronectes platessa (European plaice)
Lineage: Eukaryota; Metazoa; Chordata; Actinopteri; Pleuronectiformes; Pleuronectidae
Product: NACHT, LRR and PYD domains-containing protein 3
Exons: 9
Coding region: 1-3321 (1106 amino acids)
Molecular function (GO): protein binding
Source: RefSeq, a predicted model, not a curated record